AUGUUUAGGCAAUUAUUUCUAAAGAAAUCAAUUGUGUCUUUCGGCGCACAACAGCGCCUAUUGACAGCAGCAUUCAUUUAUGCCGGGCGGAUCACCGCCACCACUGCUACCACCUCGGGCACGAUAAACUACCACUACCAGCACCACCAGUCACUGCAUACUAGCAGCAGCAGCAGCAGCAACAACACACAUGGCCGUAUUCCCCAGGAUUCAUACAACGACGAUAAUGAUGGCGAUACAAAGGAUUCCGCGGGAGUAAGUGAUCUUCAGCACGAGGAGUUUUGCAAACGGUUUUCAAAAAUCAUCCAAGCGGCAAAAAUGAAUCCUCUGAAGCCAUUGCCCGUCGACGAAGGUGUGCGGAGAGCCGAUGAGCAGCUUGCCGGUGUACUGGAGGAGAUGUUUGCCAAGAUCAAGGUCGAGGUUACACCGGAAUUGCUCGAGAGAAGACGUGUGUUGAGGGAGAAGUAUCCUGCUUUGUUUAAGGAUAUUUCUGAUGAGGAUUUAGAUUCAAAGUAG
Kickxella alabastrina is the source of this 516-nucleotide messenger RNA. RefSeq lists its product as uncharacterized. Lineage: Eukaryota; Fungi; Kickxellomycota; Kickxellomycetes; Kickxellales; Kickxellaceae. Bases 1 to 516 code for a protein of 171 amino acids. The transcript has a single exon. The record is from RefSeq and is a predicted model, not a curated record.